Messenger RNA from Electrophorus electricus (electric eel), 2030 nucleotides. It is a transcript of the gene htr1e, whose product is annotated as 5-hydroxytryptamine receptor 1E. Gene Ontology annotation, biological process: adenylate cyclase-activating adrenergic receptor signaling pathway; positive regulation of MAPK cascade. Gene Ontology annotation, cellular component: plasma membrane. The record is from RefSeq and is a predicted model, not a curated record. Gene Ontology annotation, molecular function: G protein-coupled receptor activity. Lineage: Eukaryota; Metazoa; Chordata; Actinopteri; Gymnotiformes; Gymnotidae.
GAAUUAAAGUUGAGAUCAGCAGUGUGAAUUAAAGUUGAGAUCAGCUGUAUGAUCGGUUCUGUGUGUCCCGCUGACCCCACUGCAGGACUGCCGCGAGGCCUGCUGGAUCACCCAGGCAGACUGGACCCGUCCUGCCCACCGAGAGUGAUACAACUCGGAGCAGAGAUGGAGCGAUACCUCAGUGAAAGUUCUGGAGCUCCACCUUUACCUAACAGCACCAACACCACCUCCGCUCCAGGGGCAGCAGUGCCUGUCACCAUGGUUACAGAGCGUCUCGCGGUGGUGACGGUGUUGGUGUUGCUGACAUUGCUGACAGCCAUCGUCAACGCCGCUGUCAUCACUGCCAUCUGCACCACCAAGAAGCUCCACCUUCCUGCCAACUACCUCAUCUGCUCAUUGGCUGUUACGGACUUCCUGGUUGCGAUACUGGUGAUGCCACUGAGCAUCCUUUACAUUGCCAUGGAGACGUGGUGCCUGGGCCGGGUGGUGUGUGAGGUGUGGCUGAGCGUGGACAUGACCUGCUGCACCUGUUCCAUCCUCCACCUGUGUGUGAUCGCGCUGGACCGCUACUGGGCCAUCACCAAGGCCAUUGAGUAUGCGCGCAAGAGGACCGCCCGCCGCGCCGCUGCCAUGGUAACCAGUGUGUGGCUCAUCUCCAUCUUCAUCUCCAUGCCCCCACUGUUCUGGCGUCACCGUGGCGACAGGGGCAGGGCCAGCGUGUGUAUCAUUGAGCACGAUCAGGUGGGCUACAGCAUCUACAGCACGUUCGGGGCCUUCUACAUCCCCAUGACGCUCAUCCUUGUCCUGUACUCGCGCAUCUACAGCGCCGCCAAGACGCUCUACCAGAAACGCGGCUCCUCGCGGCACCUGAGCCGCAGCACGGACAGCCAGAACUCGAUCAACCACUGCCGGGUCACGCACGCCUUCUGCCUGUCUGACCUCUCCACCUCCGACCCCACCAUGGAGUUGGACCACCUCAAUGCGGCUGCCCACGUGGUGUCCCCGGAGAAGGACGGCGACGCUGGCACCGAUGAGCGCGACCAGAUCUGCAGCUCGCGGGAGAGGAAGGCAGCCCGUAUCCUCGGCCUCAUCCUCGGGGCCUUCAUUGCCUGCUGGCUGCCCUUCUUCAUCAAAGAGCUGCUGACGGGUCUGAAGCUGCUUCAGCCAUCGCCACGGGUGUCCGACCUGCUGACCUGGCUGGGGUACGUCAACUCCCUCAUCAACCCACUCCUCUACACCAGCUUCAACGAGGACUUCAAACAAGCCUUCCGGAGACUUCUGAAGCGCAAGGAGCACACGUAGACACGGGCAUGAGAACAUGGAGAACUCUGUUUAACACAGACAGGUCUAAUGACUUUACUAUGCAUCUGUAACUCAUCAGACUGACACUAUGAUGCAGUCUCACCACAGCGAUGGUGGGAAGCCCCAAAGCUUUUGUCGUGAGGUUCUCUGUUAUAACCUCAGUUAUCUGUUAUAACCCCAGUUGUCUGUCUUAUAACCCAAGUUCUCUGUUCUAACCCCAGUUCUCUGUGUUAUAACCCAAGUUCUCUGUUCUAACCCCAGUUCUCUGUGUUAUAACCCAAGUUCUCUGUCUUAUAACCCCCAGUCAGGAUCUGUAAUCCAUUCUUCUGACACUGAAGUCCCAGUACAACCACCCCUCUACAACACUGUGGUCACUACAUUAUAUACUUCAUGUUAACUUUGCUCGGUGUCAUACUCAGCUUACACUCAAGGGAGAGCUGUUCUAGCAUUCAACCUGACCUCUGCAUUUCUGUAGUCACACAUCACUGACAGAUGUAGAGAAACUUCAUUUUAACGGACUUCUGUUGCCAUGAUAACACUGACCAUGUUACUAUAUGAUAAUUGAGAUAUGUUGUUUUUUUUUCUUAAAGAAAUAAAGUCAAAUUCAAGUCUACUUCCAUGUAUUAGUAGACAAACUGGUUUCUGUGGAAUAUAUUUGAUGGGUUGGAAAUUACAGACGUGAUGCUCUAUUAGAUGGAAUGUGAAUAAAGGAAUUUGGCCAACACUGA